AUUUACUAUUUAUUGAUUAGUUCCGUACAGUUAUGAGCAGAUCAGUAAAGUGAAAUUGGACGUGUGGAGAUUCAUUUUUUGGAAAUUACGAAACCAUUGUUUUCGUGGCAAAAAAAUCAUUCAACCACUGUGUUUAGAUUUCUUUGCGAACGACAUAAUCCGCACAUUAUUCGCAAAUUACCCUCGAACUAAACAAAUGGCGCAAGUGCGCUUUGCAAUUUCCACAACUUUUCGUCAAGUUACCAGCAAGAUAUCACUCGGGAAACAACAAACUAUACAUUCCGAAGGUCUAUUAAGUAAUUGUAGGCCAUUAAAAACAUUAUCGAAGGCCAAACAUACCCAGGUCAGCUCGAGAAUCGACCUAAAUGAAAAUUCGCAAAAAAAUUCCCCAAAUUUAGGACUUGUCUUUGGAGCAACAGUACUUUGUUCUGGAGUUGUGCUGUAUAAUUGGAACCGUCAGGCAAAAUGUAAACCAAGCGCUAUCCAAGACGUGUCCGGAGGUCAAGUUGUGACGAGAGAUGGCAUCACCGCAGGCAAGCUUGGUGAUGAUAUACCAAAGCUUCCACCAGGGCCAAUCAAAGAGUACUCAAAAGCUGAGGUUGCCAAACAUAAUACGGUUAAAGAUGGAAUUUGGGUGACAUACAAGGGUAAUGUGUAUGAUGUCACCCAGUUUGUUGAGCAACAUCCCGGAGGAGAUAAGAUCAUGUUAGCCGCUGGGGGUGCCUUGGAACCAUUCUGGAGUCUCUAUGCUGUGCAUAACAGUGAAGAGGUCAAGGAAAUUCUACAGGAAAUGCAUAUCGGUUCAUUGAAAUAUGACAUGAAUGAAGAUGUCAUAGAUAUUGACGAUCCUUUCGCACGUGACCCGCAGCGCCAUCCUGCUCUUAUGAUCAACUCAUUGAAACCGUUCAAUGCCGAGCCCCCGCCAGAGUUGGUCGUCGAUAGCUACAUAACGCCUAAUGAGCUUUUUUUCGUGAGAAAUCACCUUCCUGUUCCUGUCGUUGAUCCAAAGACCUUCAGACUCGAGAUUGAAUUUUCGAGUGGAAAAACUAAGAAAUUUUCAUUGGAUGACUUGAAGAAGUUCAAGGAGCAUACAAUAACUGCAUCGUUGCAGUGUGCUGGCAACAGACGUUCAGAGAUGUCAAAGUAUAAACCCGUUAAAGGCCUUAGCUGGAAUUUCACUGCAAUCAGUAAUGCUAGAUGGACUGGUGUACUGCUGCGAGAUGUUCUCCAAUCUGCAGGUGUUACUCUCACAAAUGAUGAGAUAAAACAUGUCCAGUUUGAAGGUCUUGACAAGGAUCCAACUGGUGCACCUUAUGGGGCUUCUAUAGCAAUUGAGAAAGCAUUGGGUCCAUUUGGAGAUGUACUGUUGGCUUAUAAAAUGAAUGGAGAGGAGCUUCCAGGGGACCAUGGGUUUCCUCUGAGGGUGAUAGUCCCGGGAGUGGUGGGGGCGCGCAAUGUUAAAUGGCUAUCCAAAAUAAUCCUCAGCGACAUUGAAAGUCAAAGUCACUGGCAACAGAAUGAUUAUAAAGGAUUUUCACCAUCUGUUGAUUGGGAUUCUGUCGAUUUCAAGAAGUCUGUCGCUGUUCAAGAUUAUCCAUGUCAGUCCGCGAUCUGUCAGCCAAAAAAUGGAAGCGAAGUUCAUCGUUCGGAGGAAACUGUUGUUGUUAAGGGGUAUUCGUGGAGUGGAGGAGGACGUGAUACAAUAAGAGUGGAUGUAUCUGGGGAUGGCGGGAAAACAUGGAAGGUUGCUACCUUGCAAAAAGAGCAUCAAACUCCGUAUCGAGCAUGGGCGUGGUCACUAUGGGAAGUAGAGUUACCGAUUCCAGCUGAUGGCAAGAAGAUGGAGAUUAUCUGUAAGAGUGUCGAUGACUCGUACAAUGUUCAGCCAGAUUCAGUGCAGGGAAUUUGGAAUUUGCGAGGGUUGCUCAAUAACUCCUGGCAUCAUAUUGCUGUUGAUGUAAAAGAAGAAUAAAUGUCUCCAAGAGAUUCUUCGUUAUCAGGUGUCACAUGAACAAAUACAAAAAAUGAAAUAAAGAGACUAUGAAUAUGAUUGUUUUCAGUUAAGGAAAACUGCACUAAAGGAUUCCUCAGAAAUAAGUGAACACAACAAUUAUAACAAAAAAAAUUGCGUUUGAUUAAUGAGAUGAUAUUAAUCACAUAAUACCAUGACAUUAACAUUAUAAUCAUGUGUUUGUACAUGAUGAAUAACUGACUGUUUGUUUUUGGCAGGUGGGACUAAUAAUUGCAAGGAGCCCAACAAUCUUGCAUCAAGCCAUACCCCCUCCCCUCCCAUGUUGCCUCCCAUGCCCCCUCCCCCUUCUCAAAUGUAGGAGUUUCAUUAUCAGCAGGUACAGGCAAUUUAAGCCGGUUGUUUUCACAAAAUGGCCUGAUGUUUUUAGGGUCUUUUCAAUGUUAAAUAAUAGUUAAUUUUGCCUGUUGUUUUCAUUUAUUUAGCCUGUUUUGAGAAAUUCUAGUGAAACCC
This is a messenger RNA of Owenia fusiformis, 2482 nucleotides long. The record is from the annotation of a GenBank genome assembly. NCBI's taxonomy places the organism in Eukaryota, Metazoa, Annelida, Polychaeta, Sabellida, Oweniidae.